UCGAAGGGUUACCACCCAACAACCUGCUCCUGCUUGUGAUUGGUGGAAGUGGCCUGAGCGGGCGGGUCUGUGUUUGUGCUUGUGAGAGUUACCAGUCGAGCAAGUGCAGGCUGUCAGUGUCAGGAGGGUUUCAGUGGAGUCAGGCAGACCAGACUCUGGAAAGCAGAAGCAGCUGCGCAAACCGUCCUCUUUCAACCUCAGGACACAAAGAACUGUCUGUUCCUACACCUCUCUGCCAUCUGCUUUCUAAGGCCAGGAGGAGAAAAGAGAUUUAAGAUCAACAGACGCCGAUGAUAUUUCUCUCUCUCUCUCUUCCUACUUCCCUCUUUGUUUUUGUCUUGCAAAAUCCCUCCUGCACAGAGGAUCGAUAAUCACAGCCUCCUCUGAGGGAACCAAAGAAAAGGAGGGAUCGAAAUAAACGACAACAACAUCGGUCCUGCUGCACUGUCCCCCGAGGAGGGAGACUAAUGCAUGUGGCGCUGUACUCCGGGUCAGUGGAGGAUGAGUCCGGUCAUGGAGGCUCAGACCAUGCAGGCCAAGCAGCAGCAGACGCAGCAGCAGCUACAACACUAUCUGGAGAAAGGGGUCCCGCUUGAGCCCUUCAUGCACCAGGUGGGGGGCCACUGCUGCGUGCUGCGUUUCGGGGAGCAGACCAUCUGCAAGCCCCUCAUCCCCCGAGAGCACCAGUUCUACAAGAGCCUACCCAGCGCCAUGAGGAAGUUCACCCCCCAGUACAGAGGUGUGGUAUCUGUGAAUUUUGAGGAGGAUGAGGAGGGCAACCUGUGUCUCAUAGCAUAUCCACUGCAAAGUGACUCUGGGGUGGGGGACCUGGAGAAUAUAGACCCAUCGGUCAAUGGCGAGCCCAACAGCAAGAUGCACCAGUGGGGCAUCAAGCAUCUGUCUGCCCAGAGUCUGCUGGACUCACGCAAAGACAAGGACAAGAGUCAUAAGCUCGAGGGGGAGGUGUUGGAGUGGUUGCAGCAGGAGGAGGUGCCUGUGGGAAGCAGAAACGCCAUCCAACACAACCCCUGGAGACUCAGACUCCAACAGAAACACCUGCAGAGGAUGAAGGAGAACGCCAAGCACCGCAACCAGUACAAAUUCAUCCUGCUGGAGAACCUGACGUGGCGUCAUGCGGUUCCGUGCGUGCUGGACCUGAAGAUGGGCACGCGGCAGCACGGUGACAACGUGUCCGAGGAGAAGAAGGUCAUGCAAAUCCGCAAGUGCCAGCAAAGCACCUCUGCCUCCAUCGGAGUACGCCUCUGUGGCAUGCAGGUAUACCAGUCAGAUUCGGGUCAGCUCAUGUUCAUGGACAAGUACAUUGGGCGUAAACUGACCCUGUCGGGCUUCAAGGAGGCUCUGUUCCAGUUCUUCCGUGACGGGCGGCGUCUGCGGCGCGAGCUGCUCUCCCCGGUGCUGCUGAGGCUCAGGGAGAUGCAGGCAGCUCUGGAGGGCUGUGAGUCCUACCGCUUCUAUUCCUCCUCCCUGCUCAUCAUCUACGAUGGUGAACCGCCCCGCACACACACACGCAGAGGCCCCGAGGGCGGUCUGUCUGAGGAGGAAGAAGAGGAGGAAGUGGAGAAAGAUGAAGAGGCAAGUGCGUUUGGGUUUCCCGGCAGCAGUAGUAGUGGUAGCACUGAUGGUGGACGUCUGACAGCCCGAUCUGAUACAGGCCCUGGCCCGGCGGUGGACGUGAGGAUGAUUGACUUUGCCCACACCACCUGCCCUGACUAUGUGGAGGACAGUGUGGUGCACGAGGGCCAGGACAGUGGCUACAUCUUCGGUCUGCAGAACCUCAUCACCAUCAUAUCCCACCUGGAGGACCACUGCACAGACUAAAACACACACACACACAGUUUCUCUUCUCUCUAUUGGACUCAUAGAAGAAACAGCACACUGGACUACAGAGGCUGGCCAUAGGGGCACACUGAACAUUGCUGUAGCCAGUUUUUCCACAGGAGUCCUUCAUUUGGGUGUUUUUGUUUGUAUCCGCAAGGGAUACAAAGGGCCAUGAAGGUUACAUUUGAAGAGACAUUUGCAAUCUUCUGCAAUCUUCUUUAGUUGACUCGAGUUGUCGCCAUUAUCUGCUUACUCCGUUACCUAUUACGAAGUUGGUUAUGUUACCCAGUUAUUUAUUUAGGGAAAAAGCAACACAAGGAGGUUUGAAAUGAAGUCCAAGACUGCAAGCAUGGAUUCCAACUGUCCAAAGGUGCCUGGCUUAUGCAAGCACACACACACAUGCACUGAUUUUGAUGUGUGCUACUGAUCGGGCAGAUGUACAUGAAAAAGCAAACAGAGGAACUGAUGUAUGUUUGUGAAAUAUUAAAGUUGAUGAGAGGAAAGAGAAAACAUAAUCUCAUCUUUAUUUUUCCACCCUCUUUUCUUCUCCUUUUGCAUUCACAGAAGAUACUAUGUUAUAUUCAGAUAGCAAUUACAUUACAUACAGGGACUAUAGCUUUAUUUAUUUGACAUGUUUCUUAAAUAAAUUUAAAAUUUAAAUAAUUGUAUGUUAUUGUAUAUUAUUCAUUUUGUUAGAAUAAUAUUAAUUAAUAUUGUUAUUUGACAUGUUCAGGUACAGUUGAAGUCGGAAGAUUACAUACACUUAGGUUGGAGUCAUUAAAACUUGUUUUUCAACCACUACUGUCACGCCCUGGUCGAAGUAUUUUGUGUUUUUCUUCAUGUAUUUGGUCAGGUGUGACAUGGGUUUUUGUAUGUGGUGUGUAGCUUAGUGGGGUUGUAGCUUAGUGGGGUGUUCUAGGAAAGUCUAUGGCUGUCUGAAGUGGUUCUCAAUCAGAGGCAGGUGGUUAUCGUUGUCUCUAAUUGGGAACCAUAUUUAGGCAGCCAUAUUCUUUGGUUGUAUUGUGGGUGAUUGUCCUUAGUGUCCUGAUGUCCUUGGUCGGUGUUAGUUUACACAAGUAUAGGCUGUCUUCGGUUUUCGUUACGUUUAUUGUUUUGUAGUGUUUGUGGUUAUUCGUCUUUACGUUUGUUUCAAUAAACAUGGAUGCAAUCGA
This is a messenger RNA of Oncorhynchus keta (chum salmon), 3011 nucleotides long. RefSeq names its product inositol hexakisphosphate kinase 2-like. Gene Ontology annotation, molecular function: inositol hexakisphosphate kinase activity. The record is from RefSeq and is a predicted model, not a curated record. Lineage: Eukaryota; Metazoa; Chordata; Actinopteri; Salmoniformes; Salmonidae. Bases 472 to 1839 code for a protein of 455 amino acids. The transcript is spliced from 5 exons. Gene Ontology annotation, cellular component: nucleus; cytoplasm. Gene Ontology annotation, biological process: inositol phosphate biosynthetic process; phosphatidylinositol phosphate biosynthetic process.